Molecule: messenger RNA, 366 nt
Organism: Sitophilus oryzae (rice weevil)
Lineage: Eukaryota; Metazoa; Arthropoda; Insecta; Coleoptera; Curculionidae
Exons: 1
Coding region: 1-366 (121 amino acids)
Source: RefSeq, a predicted model, not a curated record
AUGAGUAAAAGAAGGUUUUACGAACUUUUACAAGCUUUACGGUUUGAUAAUGAUGACAGAAAAGACUGCCUAAAGACCUAUAACCUAGCUCCUAUCAUAUUUCUGUUUGACGAUUUUGUAGGACGAUGCACGGCAAACUAUCAAGUGAUGGAAUAUGUCACUAUUGACGAAAUGCUUGAUGCCUUUAGAGGCCGUUGUAUGUUCCGCCAGUAUAUAUCUAAUAAACCGGCAAAAUAUGGCAUUAAAAUUUAUGCGAUGGUAGAUGCUCGUACUUUCUAUACCUCCAAUUUAGAAAUAUAUGCCGGCAAACAAGCGGAUGGCCCAUUCAACGUGAUAAUAAAGCAGCGUCUGUUAUCAAGCGAUUAG